UCGGUCUUAGAUCUGUUUGAAAAACAAUCAGUGCUGAAGACAUCCACUCAUCAGACAAUCCAUGGCUAAUUGUCAGAAAGAGAUGUUAGAAAUGAGAGACAAAAUCAAGAAAUUGAGUGAUUAUGUGAAGACAUCGGAUCUAAUGCUCGAAGAGAUGUCAAAAAUGAACGAAACUCUUGUGAAUAUCAUUGAAGAAAAUCGUCGCAACGGAUCCAAGAGUUCAGAACUUCGCAAACUUUAUACAGAGUUUACAGAACUCGAGGAAUCGGUUGACCGACAAAAAGACAAUUUACUCGCAUUGAAGGUGUCUUUGAAUGCAAACAAUGGACACAAUGUUAUGGAUUUGAUCCACAGUUGGAGAAGAGCUGCCGAAACGCGGGACCAAUUCAUUCAAACGAACGAUUUGGAAAACAAUAGCAGUGAAGGCAUACCAAAGAGUGAAUCAAUUCAUGAGGCAAUUACUGUUAAAUGCGACGACAAUGUGAUAGACAUCAACCUCUCUGAGGAUGACUAUCAACCGGUGGACGAAGACAUGGAGACAAUGGACGCCAGAAGUGAUAGUGGAAGUGAAUAUACAGAAGUGGUUGACCUCAAGAAUGAUGACAGCGAUAGUGACUAUGAAGUGAAACCUAAGCGUAAAUCUCCGAAAAAAUCUAAACAAUGUAAGAAAUCUCAGAGUCAGAGCACAUCCAAGUUGAAGCUGCAUUGGCUACUUGUUUACCUAGUUAAUUAUGCAGGCGUUGUGUUCUUCUUACUGAUAAUAGACACGCUACUUUCGCCCACAUAUAAACACUCAACUCCGGGUCUAACUCUCGAAGGGAUGCAGAGAUUGGAGCGAAUGGACGACGUGUUACUCCCGAUGACUGAUCUCAAACUAAAGGCCUAUGUCUGCAAUUGGCCCGACUGUGGCUAUCGGUUAGCAAACAAAAAGAUUUUUUAUCAACACCUUUGCCAACACAAACACGUGGCCAUAAAUAGUGUCCGAGACUCCGAUCAAUUGGACGAUCAGUUUGAAAAUCAAAUGAUACCAAAUGACUCACUAAUGGACACUUUGAUACUCCCGGAGCACAUACGGGGCGACCAAUACGUGUGCAAUGAUAUCAUGUGUGGCUUUAGUACCAAAGAUAAGGAGAGAUUUUAUAUUCAUCUGCGAAGACAUCAAACGCCGGGAAUGACUCUCAAAAACUUUCGACGAGUAGAGGGAAGGGAUGACGCGGUUAUGCCUUUGAUGGACCGCAAGACCAGAACCUAUACAUGCGAUCGACCCGAUUGUGACUACCAGUCGAAGAAUAAAGAUAUUAUAUAUCGACAUAUUAUCGGUCACCAAAAAUGUGAUCCAUUGGAUCCCGAGGCCCGUAAAGCUCGCAAACGGGAAACCAGUCGGUUGUUUGAGCUCCGAAGACGGGCGCGUCUCGGACUACCUGCAGCCAAAAAGUGUGUCAAAGUGGAGGUCAAAGCGGAACCAGAUUUGAUAAAACCCGAACACAUACUCGACGGACAGACAUACGUUUGCGACCAAAACAAGUGCACAUUCCGGACACUCGAUAGGCAGCGGUUCUCUAAUCAUCUGCAAAGACACGCAAAGCCGGGUCUAUCGAGGAAAAGGUUUUCCGAAUUGGAGCGAAUGGACGCCUUAGCGCUUCCGCUGUGGGACCCGACUGUCGGCGCGUUUGUUUGCGAUCGACCGAACUGUACGUUUCAAUCCGAAAGCAAGUAUAGUUGUGCCAAACACGUGACCAGACAUAACAACCCUAACCUCAAGGACGAACCCGAUGUCGAAGCGGCCCAUAAGAGUCGCAGACUACAGGUUAUGGAUGAGAGGAUUGGUAAAUACUUAACGGACGGGCAGUACGUGUGCGAUGAGAUUGGCUGCGACUUUAAGUGUGUGGGCAAAAAGGUUUUUUACAAACACUGGUGUAAACAUAACAUACCACCAGUUGUGCCGUUGUCCGCGCAGUUUGACCUCUCACUCGAGCGGCCAUUUGUGUGCGAUUGGCCGGAGUGUGGCGUUGCGUAUAAAGAGAAGAAACAUCUUAACGGUCAUAAACUGAAACACUUGGGUAUCACUAAUUUUGUGUGCGGUUGGCCCGGAUGUGACUACAGUUGCAACUCAUCCAACUAUAUCGUUGUCCACCGACGCAUUCACACCAAGGAAAAGCCCCGACAGUGUUCGUGGCCCGGGUGUGAGUAUACGUGCAAUAGUAAUCCCGGUAUGAUCUCCCAUAUGCGUAAACAUACCGGUGAAAAACCAUAUGUGUGUCCGUUUCCCGAAUGCGGUUAUAGCUCCUCACAGUCCUGUGCGCUGACAACUCAUAAGCGCCGACACACCGGCGAAAAGCCGUACGUUUGCACCGAAACAGAUUGUGAUAAACGCGGCGGCCGGACUAUACAUUCAUCGCAAGAGUUAUCACAAAUCUAUACCUUCAACGGCGAAGAGGGGACGGAAAGGGAAUCAAUAGUUAAAGAAAUGAAAGACCAAAUCAAGAAAUUGAGUGAUUGUGUGAAGACAUCGGAUCUAAUGCUCGAAGAGAUGUCAAAAAUGAACGAAACUCUUGUGAAUAUCAUUGAAGAGAAUCGUCGCAACGGAUCUAAGAGUCGUGAUCUUCAAAAACUUUAUACAGAGUUUACAGAACUCGAAGAAUCGGUUGACCGACAAAAAGACAAUUUACGCGCUCUUAAGAUGUCGUUGAAUGCAAACAAUGGACACAAUGUUAUGGAUUUGAUCCACAGUUGGAGACGAGUGACCGAAACGCGGGACCAAUUCGUUCAAACUCACGACAUGAUUGUGGACAACCUUUUUGAAGUCAUACCACAGAGUGAAUCAAAUGCGACAAUACAUAAAGACAUUGAAGAAGAUGUUAACCAAUCUAUUGAUGUGACCUCUGAUGAUGACUAUCAACCUGUAGGCGAAGACAUGGAACAAAUGGAUGACAGAAGUAGUGGUGUGAGUGAUAGCGUAGGCGAGUAUAUGGCAGAAGCGAACCGCAUUUGUGACAGCGAUAGUGAAUAUGAAGUGAAACGCAAACGAAAAUUGCCGAAGAAAUCCAAGAGAAUUGCAAAAGUGUUUGAUAUCACAGAAGCAGAUAUGGAUCAAGUGAUACGACCCGAACACAAACGCACUGAUGAUUACGUGUGCGACCAAAUUGACUGUACAUUCAGUACUGCCGAUAGGUUUAGGUUUUAUAAUCACUUGAAAAGACACACAACUCCCGGAAUGAGUGCCGAAGUUUUUCGGCGUUCGGAGCGCGUGGACGACGCGUUACUCCCGAUGACUGAUCACAAACUGAAGGCAUUUGUGUGCAAUUGGGAGUCAUGUAAAUACUGGUCCAGAAAUAAGACUGUUUUUUAUAAUCAUCACAUAAGACAUCAAAAGGGGACACAAAAGUGUGUGACUGAAGUACCGGAACUGGUCUCCAACCCAAUCGACAAACUCUGUAAAAGCCGAAUGAAAACUGUGAGAAACCUUUACUCAGAAAUGGAUAGUUUGAUACUUCCGGAGCACAUACUUCACAACCAAUACGUGUGCAAUGAUAUCAUGUGUCACUUUAAGACCGAAGAUAAGGAGAGAUUUUAUAAUCAUUUGCGAAGACAUCAAACGCCGGGAAUGUCUCACAAAAACUUUGUCAAAUGCGAGCGUUUGGACGACAAAGUAAUGCCUUUCUUGAACCGCGAGACCAGAAUCUAUGCGUGCGAUCGAACCGAUUGUCACUUUGAGGCGAGAAAUAGAAAAGUUUUUUAUAAACAUAUCGUCGGUCACCAAAACACUGAUUCAAUCGUCACCGAAGAACCAGAUUUAAUACGACCCGAACAUAAAGUCGACGACCAGUACGUGUGCGACAAAACUGAGUGCAAAUUCCAGACACCCGAUAGGCAGCGGUUCUCUAAUCACCUGCAAAGAUAUGCAAAGCCGGGUCUGUCGAGGCAUAGCUUUAACAAAUUGGAGCUAAAGGAUGACCGAACGCUUCCGCUGUGGGACUCGACGCUCAACACAUAUAUCUGUAAUCAUAAGGACUGUGGCUUUCGGUCGGAGUUCAAGACGCCUUUUUAUGAACACGUGAUGAAACACGCGGUCCCACUAGUGACCAAAGAUUUGACCGGAAAGCAAUCCCGAAGACAACGAUAUCGGCUGAAGCACUUGGAUCUUAUAGAUGCGCGGAUCGGCAAAUACAAAGUGGACGACCAGUACGUGUGCGAUGAGAUCGACUGCCACUUCAAGGCUGUGGGCAAACAGACAUUUUAUAAACAUUGGCGGACGCAUAACCCGAGGAGCCAAACGAACGUCUCUUCAGUCGCCGCCCGGUUCGACAUGACUCUUGAGAAGCCGUUUGUGUGCGAUUGGUUGGAUUGCGGGUUCGCUACAAAGUACCGUGAGCACUUUAAUCGCCACAGAGACAAUCAUUUAGGUAUCAAACCAUUGGCAUGUGAUUGGCCCGGAUGUGACUUCAGGGCCAAUCGCAACGAUUAUAUGAUAGCCCAUCGCGGCACUCAUACCCAAGAGAGACCCCAGGCGUGCACGUGGCCCGGCUGUGAGUACAGGGCCAACACUAAGUACACGCUUAGGUGUCAUAUGCGCACACAUACCGGCGAAAAGCCGUUGUUGUGCGCGUUUCCCGAAUGUGGUUUCCGUGCCCGUCAGCCCUGGGUUCUCACAACACAUCAACGCAUACACACCGGCGAAAAGCCAUACGUUUGCCCCGAAAAAGGCUGUGGAUUUAAAUCGGCGUCCAGUUUAUACUUUCACCGCAAGCGAUGUCACGGCUCUGAUUCCCGCCCGGCGGCGAAGAGGGGACGCAAACCCUUGCAUUCGCCACAAGUGGACACUUAA
This is a messenger RNA of Medioppia subpectinata, 4825 nucleotides long. NCBI's taxonomy places the organism in Eukaryota, Metazoa, Arthropoda, Arachnida, Sarcoptiformes, Oppiidae. The record is from the annotation of a GenBank genome assembly.